Messenger RNA from Agrilus planipennis (emerald ash borer), 4994 nucleotides. It is a transcript of the gene Abl, whose product is annotated as tyrosine-protein kinase Abl. The transcript has 10 exons. Gene Ontology annotation, biological process: protein phosphorylation. NCBI's taxonomy places the organism in Eukaryota, Metazoa, Arthropoda, Insecta, Coleoptera, Buprestidae. The record is from RefSeq and is a predicted model, not a curated record. Gene Ontology annotation, molecular function: protein binding; ATP binding; non-membrane spanning protein tyrosine kinase activity. Bases 289 to 4728 code for a protein of 1479 amino acids.
ACGAAAGGACCGUUAAAAAGAGUAAGAAAUAAACAUGGCUGUCAAGACUGUUAAGUAGGGUGUACUGCACUGUAAAAUAUUCCAAUAAUCUUUUAAUUCGGUCAAUAAAAAAUAUUAAUGUUUCGGUUACUAAAUAUUGACUUAACCUUUGAUAAUUUAGGAUGAAGUGUUAUGUGACGGUGUGUGAGACUACAGUGAAUUAAUUAGUUGCAUUAUUGUGCAUUGUUUUUAUUUAUUGAUAAAGUGAAUUUGUUGUAAACUGUAUUAAAAGGUAAUGAUUUUCAAGCCAUGGGUGCUCAGAACACCAAGGAAAGGACAAUUUCUGUUGGAACUCAUUCAACAAGAACGACUAGAAACAGGCCUAGAGCUCUUAAAGAUGGGCGACAGAUUGUAUCUAAUAUUUUCACAGAACAUAGUGAAGCUCUUCUACAAAGUCGACCCUUGCCACACAUACCGAGUUUGCCCGAUUCAGAGGCGCCAAGUACUGGAACCUUAGGUUCAGGGGGCACCUUAGGAAGUUUGUCCGGUUCAUCGGGUUCCGCACCACCCUCCACGCCUAUGUCCUUAGAAGCAGCCAAUCGUUGGACCUCCAAAGAAAAUCUUCUUGCCCAAGAGGAAGAUGAUCCUCAACUUUUCGUAGCUCUUUAUGAUUUCCAAGCAGGCGGGGAAAAUCAGCUAAGUUUAAAGAAAGGCGAACAAGUUCGAAUUCUUAGUUAUAAUAAAAGUGGAGAAUGGUGCGAGGCGCAUUCAGUUUCAAAUCAGGUCGGUUGGGUACCAUCGAAUUACGUGACCCCGGUUAACUCGUUGGAGAAACAUUCAUGGUAUCACGGUCCAAUUUCCCGAAAUGCAGCAGAAUAUUUAUUGAGCUGCGGCAUAAACGGUAGUUUUUUGGUAAGAGAAUCGGAAAGUAGUCCAGGCCAAAGAAGUAUAUCAUUAAGAUACGAAGGCAGAGUAUACCAUUACCGAAUAAAUGAAGAUUCGGACGGUAAAGUCUUUGUAACUGCCGAAAGUAAAUUCAACACUCUUGCCGAACUAGUCCAUCAUCAUUCCAUGCUCUCGGAUGGUUUAAUAACUCAGUUACUUUAUCCUGCCCCGAAACACAACAAACCCACCGUGUUCCCAUUAAGUCCAGAACCAGAUGAAUGGGAAAUCGACCGCACGGACAUCAUAAUGCGUCACAAACUUGGCGGAGGACAGUACGGGGAUGUUUACGAAGCCGUGUGGAAGCGAUACAAUAUGACAGUGGCUGUAAAAACACUCAAGGAGGACACAAUGGCUUUAAAAGACUUCCUCGAAGAAGCGGCAAUUAUGAAGGAGAUGAAACACCCCAAUCUCGUACAACUCAUGGGGGUGUGUACAAGAGAACCGCCCUUUUACAUCAUCACUGAGUUUAUGAGCAAGGGGAACCUGUUAGACUAUCUCAGAAACGGAAACAAAGAACAAAUUAAUGCGGUGGUGUUAAUGUAUAUUGCUACCCAGAUAGCGAGUGGUAUGAGCUACUUGGAAAGUCGAAGCUUCAUCCAUAGGGACUUGGCCGCAAGGAAUUGUCUCGUUGGAGAGAAUCAUCUAGUCAAAGUAGCUGAUUUUGGUCUUGCAAGACUCAUGCGGGACGACACGUACACAGCCCACGCAGGAGCCAAGUUUCCGAUCAAAUGGACCGCUCCUGAGGGACUAGCAUACAAUAAAUUUUCAACCAAAUCAGAUGUAUGGGCUUUCGGAAUUCUUCUCUGGGAAAUAGCUACGUAUGGGAUGUCUCCCUAUCCAGGCGUCGAUCUCACUGAUGUAUAUCACAUGCUAGAAAAAGGUUACAGGAUGGAAUGUCCACCUGGAUGCCCUCCAAAAAUAUACGAACUUAUGAGACAGUGUUGGCAAUGGCAUGCCCAUGAAAGACCCACUUUCAAAGAAAUCCAUCACGCCUUAGAACAUAUGUUUCAAGAGAGUAGCAUAACAGAAGAGGUCGAAAAACAGCUUCAAGACGAUGGAAUGAUACCGGUCACCACCUCUCACAUGUCCUACAAAAAAUCUCAUGCUGGCAGCACCGGCAACUUACACGGGCUUGUUAUAACUGAUCAAACAGCAGAUCAUGGAAAUGUUCCGGUGAAGUUGUCAACAUUUACAGGAGGACAAUCAACUAAUUCAAAGAGUAGCAUGGUUCAAUUAAGACGUACAACAAACAGGAGAGGCAAACAGGCUCCUGUGCCUCCAAAACGUACUAGUCUCCUAUCUUCAUGUAGUUCUUUUCGUGACAGCACAUGUGAUGACCAAGGUCAGUCGGAGUCUCAUCUGGAAGAUGGAACUGAUUUAAAUGGUAUUAAUAUGACAUUCAAAGGAAUAACGAAAGAGCUUCAAAAUCUGGCCAAGGGUGAUAGUGAAAGCGAUAUUCAAGAUCAGACGCCGGAUACAGACGAUUCUGGGGCUCAUUCCUAUCCUGAAGUGUCAAGUUCCAGUACUUUCGGAGUAACAUCGUUCAAAAGAGCUCCAGUGAUGGGUAAUAGGGGAUUAGAACAACGUGGAAGAAAAUCGAAGACCUAUCCUCCUAAGGAACAACCUGUUCAGGUGGCGGCAUUGGAAGUCCAGAACGUGAAAAAAGCCAUUAGUCGUUACGGCACAUUACCCAAAGGCGCACGCAUAGGCGCAUAUUUAGAAUCUCUACGUCAAAGUGGUUUGUCCAACAGUCAAGAGCAUGCGCAAGCGGUAAACCCUGUAAUAGCAGAGCAAGUUGAGCCCAGCGCCCGUUCGUUAUCUCCUCGAACGAACAUCAAAACGCAGCCCCAAAUGAUUCGCAGCAAUUCGUCAAGUGGGGUCACCACGUUCCAUGCUCCCUUACCGCCUAGCUCUCCCACUGCCACAAAACUUAGCCGAACAAGAAAUGUCACGAGAACUAACAACACCGACAUAGGGUUAAGAACGUUCAAGACGUCUCACGGAAAUUUCCGGCAGGGAAGUCCGUCAAGGGCGGUUCAACCCACUUUGGCCGAUCUGGAAUUCCCUCCACCACCCACUGAUUUGCCACCGCCACCCGAAGAAUUCGAUGGGACAUUUGAUGAGAUCCACUCGACGUCGUUGACCUUGUCGGCGGAAAUGAAGAAGAAACGCGUUCCAAUUUCGCCUUUAACGUCGAGAAAGUUCAACGAAGAAACGGAAGAUAACGGCGACUUGCAUCCAUCGGUAGAGGAGGCGGGAUCGCGGUUCGGCGUCAAUUUAAAGAAACGCGAGCCGUCGAGUGAUAGUUGCGCGAGUACAAAAGAAACAAAAGAGGACGCGGGAAGUCCCGUACGUACUAGUUUAAGUCUUACAAGUCCAAGCGUCGAAGGUCGAAGUCCCGCGAGUGUCGAUUCGGACGUAGUACCGGCGGUCGGAUCUCCUCUCGAACCCCUACCUCCUCCCCCUAUAUUUCCUCAAGACGAAUUCGAAGAGCACGAGGAAAUUUGUAGUAAAAACGUAAUCGAAAACGUAGAUGACGCGAACGUAUUGUCAUCAAAUGCCAAAGAAAAAUCGUCGUCGUUGGUGUUCAAAAAUAAAAAUGUGAUGAAAGAGAUGGAAUUGAAACUUGUCGCCGAGAUCAAAGAACGUGCAGACAAGAAGAGCAGAAACUCAUCCGAAUCUCCAGUAGAACCGUCGUCUACGGCUGUGAGUAGUAUUAGUUUAGAUCCCGCCUUACAACUUGUGUCCGAACUGUCCGAAACCAUGAAUUUAGAUCUUAACAAAAAAGAGACUUCCCCAAAACAAAACGAUAAACCCAACUCCUUCAUACCGCAACUUAAGAAAGUCGACCCCUCGUUUAUUACUAAAAAUAGGGACAAGGAAGAGAAUGGCACAACCGGAAUUAUAGAUUUCAAAUCACGCUUAAGAAAAAUCGAGAAAGCAGACAGAAACGAAGACGAAACAGAGCAGAUUAAAAAUAAUGGUGAAGAAGAACAUGAAAAGGAAAAUAACAAAAGAGAAAGCACUGCAAGUUCUGAUAAUGGUACGAAUAGACUGGAUGAAGGAGACGAUAAAAGAAAAAGUACCGGAAGUAUAAGUAGUUUAAAAAAAUUAUGGGAAACUAAAGAAGCAACAGAAUCUACAAUUCAAUUAAGUCCGAAAAUGCCGCUUAAAAACGACAAAAACACGGAAGCGUCGACUGAAACCUCCCCCGUAGAAACUUCUGAAGACUCUUUCAAAAUUUUAACCACAUCCAAAACUGACAAACGUUCUUGGCCACCACCGACAACCAAUGACGAGAAACCAGUAAUUCCCACAAAACCGCCCUUAAAAUCAAUAAAACCGAUUAUGUCCUCUCGUCCGCUUGUGCCAGCAAUAUACGCAACCCCUAUAUCAUCAAAUUCCAAACCUCCAGUUUCCAUUAAACCAACUAACAACACUUCGCCCCUUGAAGACAAUUCUAAAACAAACAACUCGGACCGAAGCGAUAAGGACAAUAUUCUGGACAUAUGUCAAGCCCUGGAGACAACGGUAAAAAGCAUUAGGUCGAACUCGAACGUUUCCACGUCCAAUUGGUUGCAAUUGUCCGACAAAAUAGGACUUCUUCACGUCUCUUGUUUGGAUUAUUCGGAUAAUGUUGUUCCCGCGCAUGCGAAAUUCCAUUUUCGAGAGUUACUGAGCAGGUUAGAGUCGCAAGCGAGACAACUCAGAUCAGCGGGAUCAAGAAACAGUACCGAAAACAUACGGUAUCUUAACGACGUUAACAACACAAUCAAAGAUGUUGUCAAUGCGGUGUUGCGAUAGAAAGAAAAAUAAACAGAAAACAAUUACAGGACCACUUAACUAGCGUUUAGAUUGUAAGGUUGCGUAUUAAUCUUUCGAAUUAUUAAUUUUCCUUUUUAUUCGCUUCGUGAAUCUUUGUUCUUAAUUUUGACUACGAUAUUUAUUUCAGCAAGCUUACUGACCGGCUGUAUUGGCAAUUAAAAAAAAUUCCAUGUUUUACAUAUUAAGAAAAUUAACUGAGACAUGCUGUGUAUCUACCACUUGUUUGAUUUUCUCUUUGCAAUUAA